Messenger RNA from Bacidia gigantensis, 1224 nucleotides. RefSeq lists its product as uncharacterized. The record is from RefSeq and is a predicted model, not a curated record. The transcript has a single exon. Gene Ontology annotation, molecular function: protein binding. The coding region runs from base 1 to 1224 and encodes 407 amino acids. NCBI's taxonomy places the organism in Eukaryota, Fungi, Ascomycota, Lecanoromycetes, Lecanorales, Ramalinaceae.
AUGCUAGGACUAGCAGGAGCUUUCGUCAGCAUACCUGACGAGAUAUUGGACGCAAUCCUUGUGAACAUAAGGUCCGGCUCGGAAUUGAAAAAGCUGGCAUUGGUUUGUCGACGCUUCAACCGCUUAGUUCAGCGUCGGCUAUGGACAGUAGUACAUUUGGACCUUGAUAGGCUUGCUGCGUUCUCUGUCUUCUCGCCGAAAAGCUAUGAUGAGAUGAUGGAUACCGGCGACAAAGCCAGAUCUUUGACGUAUGAUGAAGACUUUGCGGGCGCCUUGACACCGAAACAGGCUAUCAUUGCAAGCAAAGUCAACAUAUCCAUCGACAAAGCUCGAGGGGUGGCGGACAAGUUUGACAUGGCCGCCUUCUUCUCCUGUUUUCCGCAAAUGAACGCGGUGAGCUUCGAUUUGGCAAACUUAAGGCUCUGCGUCCCACCAGACAUGAACAUUCGCUCUGUGGCCAUCCGUCUGAUGAGGGAUCGAGAUGAUGAAUGCCCACCCGGUGAUCGAGCUGUUCUUUCAUUUCCCAAUAUUCGGAAUCUGCAUUUAAGCGCCAUUGGACGCUGUUCUGGCUGGGAGAAUCUUGAGCAGCAACUGCGCCAGAGUGGCGCACUACCAAAACUUAAGAGCAUCGCUUUCGUGGGUAGUGUACCCAUGACGCGGCGUACCAUUGAAGAAUCAGUCAAUCUAGAUUCUCUGCGUCUGGAACAGGAAUUCAUCGAAUCAAGCGUUUUGGAUCCCAAUCGCCAUACCCUGCGGUAUCUUGCCCUCAUACAGCCACUAAGACAAAGUAACAAUUUUAGUAGCAAACUUGUAUACAUGCGCCAGUGGACUUUCAGCUCCUUCGUCUCUCUGAGAACUUUGGUCAUACCUGAAGACCCCUUUCUUCUUCAUUGCCGGCUUUUCGAAGUCCUUCCUACCCAAUUAGAGACAUUGCAGCUUCAGUCUCCGCAGUGGAUGCGAGUGCCUCAAUUCUCGUCGCAGCAAUUCGCGCUGCGGCAGCGAAAGCUCCGUCAGCUCAUCACGGACAAGUCACUGAGCCCUGGGUCGCAAUUGAAAGUUAUCAUAUUUUGGUUUCAUAUACUAGAAAGGCAAAUGAAACGGAAUGAGGCGAGUACGGGUGUGAGAGAUCUUGAGGAUGAGUUUAGAAGGGCUGGUAUGAGUUUCAAGUGGACCAACGCUCUCUUCUUCGAAGAAUCACCGGCUGGCUGGAGACAUGGUACUUGA